AUGGAAUCAGUCCUUUUGAUGAUUUUGCUGAUUGUGAUUAUAUUCAUACGAUUCGUUUUAUGGUCCUGCCUUAGUGCUUAUAUAGAUUACAAACUGUCCCAAAGGUUUCCUGACAAGAGAAAAGAGGACUAA
Molecule: messenger RNA, 132 nt
Organism: Cygnus atratus (black swan)
Lineage: Eukaryota; Metazoa; Chordata; Aves; Anseriformes; Anatidae
Gene: SMIM38
Product: small integral membrane protein 38
Exons: 1
Coding region: 1-132 (43 amino acids)
Source: RefSeq, a predicted model, not a curated record